This is a messenger RNA of Astrephomene gubernaculifera, 973 nucleotides long. Lineage: Eukaryota; Viridiplantae; Chlorophyta; Chlorophyceae; Chlamydomonadales; Astrephomenaceae. The record is from the annotation of a GenBank genome assembly.
GCAAUAUAUACAGGUGACAACACUUUAUCGUUUGUAGUAUAUCUUUGUUUGUGCGAUCCCUUUGACACAUGUCUGCCGACGGUUUGGAAGAUGACUUGUUUGGAGCGGCGCUGAGCGUUGAGGAUACUAGCAUACAGAAGGGGCGUGAAGAUGGUAUCAAGGACGGCUUGCUGGCGGGUCUAGCAGAGGGGAGAGAACUUGGUAUACAAAAGGGCUAUGAAAUAGGACAAGAAGUGGGCUUUUACGCAGGAUGUACACGGAUGUGGCGCGCUCUACAGGCUCGGGAGCCGGGAGCGCUUUCGGAGCGGCAGGAGCGGGCACUGGCCGCCCUGGAGGCCUUGAUCCAGAACUUCCCGCUGUACGACCCGCAGGAUGAGAACCUGAUUGAUGCCCUGGAGCGGUUACGGGGGCGCUUCAAGGUGGUAGCGAGUGGGCUGGGUUGCCUGCAGGAUUACUACCCCAAGGAGGCUGACAAGGAGGGGAUGAGCUUCUAGGGGACAGCGCACUUGCAUGGCAGGUGUUGUGCAAGAGGAGACGGGAGCAGGCAGCCGGCGGUUGCGUGCCAUAGCCGGAGUGAAUAGUGGGAUGAGUUGGGUGCAGUGUCAAAUGGGAGACUUGAGAGGCCCCUAUAGUUUAGACUGUUAGCCUGUUGGAGGUUUGAUACUGUGUGUAUGGUAAGAACGACCAGGACAUGACAGAAACUAACCGUGACUAGCGGUGACUGUUUGCCUCCACUGACUGCCGUGACCCGCAUGCGGUGGAUGUGGCAAGCGUGUGUGUUUGUGUCGAGCCUUAACACUCCAUACGUACCGUGUUCGUUCGGCAGGACCGUGUAGGACUAAGGGAUUGGUGACGGUCGCAACGCCUGAGCUUGUCACGUCAAACGACGUAAGCCCGGAAGCCACCGAGCUUUAUGCGCGAUUGCGUUCAUUCGGAACUGUGACUGUGACUGCGGGUAACACCCCAAGCGUUG